This is a messenger RNA of Diaporthe amygdali, 1305 nucleotides long. RefSeq lists its product as uncharacterized. The transcript is spliced from 2 exons. The record is from RefSeq and is a predicted model, not a curated record. NCBI's taxonomy places the organism in Eukaryota, Fungi, Ascomycota, Sordariomycetes, Diaporthales, Diaporthaceae. The coding region runs from base 1 to 1305 and encodes 434 amino acids.
AUGGCUGCCUCAAACCCCUCGACGGCUGAAGCCACCGCAGAAGCCAAGCCUAGCCAAGAACCUUCCGCACCACAGUCGCCAAACCACGUAGAGGAGAAGAACCGGGCCGCAGACGAGACUUCAACACAGACCCCGGUACCCACAGCGACGACAAACACAAAAGACUCUUCAGACAAGGCUCUCGAAGCAGGUGUGGCGGCAGACGAAGAGAAGGUCGCACCCGGGGGCAGUACAUCGAAGCCACGAGAAGCCGAGAUCGCCGCAUCAGCAGCAGCACUAGAAGGGGCAGGGGCAGAGAAGAAGGAGACCGGGCCCUCCCCAAGGCCGAGCGUCCAGACGGACCUUGACGACGAUGUGUACCAGGCGGACUUUCAGGGCGAGGUCGUGACCAACGACGAGCUCCCGUCGGCAGAGACGAUCCGUAGGAUCGAGAACUACAUCGUGCUAGACAGGCAUGGCAAGACACACACGUUCAGGAGCUUGUACACGGGGCGCAGCGUCGCGAGGCGGGUGCUGAUCAUAUUCGUGCGCCACUUCUUCUGCGGUAACUGCCAGGAGUACCUCCGCAGCCUCUCGGCCUCGAUCACGGCCGAGUCGCUCCUCCAGCUGCCAAUCCCGACCUUCAUCGCCGUCGUGGGCUGCGGCGACCCGCACCUAAUCGACAUGUACGCCUCGGAGACGGGCUGCCCGUUCCCCAUCUAUGCGGACCCGACGCGCAAGCUGUAUCAGGAGCUGGGCAUGAUCAAGACGCUGGCGCUGGGUGCACGGCCCGCGUACAUGAACAAGAGCCUAUUCAAGUCGUCGCUGGACAGCAUCGUCCAAGGCGUCAAGCAGAUCAAGAAGGGGCUGGUGCUCAAGGCCGGCGACCAGAGGCAGAUCGGCGGCGAGUUCCUCUUCGAGCCUGUCGACAUCAAGAGCCCCGAGGUCGAGAGCCCAAAGCACGAGUUCGACCGGAAGCUGGAGCUGGACGAUAAGAAGCCAGAGAAGACGGAUGAGGAGCGCGUCGCUGAGGCUGAGAAGAGGAGCAGGGCGACAAGCGUGGUGACUGAUAACGAUAAUGAUGAAGAGGAGGAACCCAGCCUGGUUGAGGACAAGAAGGUGACCUGGUGCCACCGGAUGAGGACAACAAGGGACCACGCCGAGAUCCCAGAAUUAAUGGAAGUACUGGGCUUGACUGGGCACGGGAAGCCUAUCAAGGACCAGAAGAGGUGGUCGAAGGCAUUGGACUCGAGAAAGGGCACGGGGCUAAGCCUGGCGCACCGGAUGAGCCAAAUGAGCCAGCACAAAGUCGACGACGGGAUAUGA